GAAUGGGGCGCGAUUCAUCUUGGCUAGGCGCUACCUAUGCUGGGUAAUACCAGUGUAGCUUUAACUGCCUUUGGAAGCUGAUGGGGAUGCGGCGGGUGGACCGGGUAGUGGAGUACUGUACGUCUACAGUACUCAAGUACUCGAGCGCUCGGGUACGGGAGUGUUUCGAAAGAGCCUCCUUCCGGAGACCACAGACUGUUCUGUGUGCCAAGUCUGCUAACCUGUCCCGUCAUAUCUUUUGAUCUUAGCGAGCGGCCCCCAAGAAUUCAGCAAAAUUGAUGGUAUCUACCCUUCCAGCCAACACUGGAUCGUCGAGGACAGCCGGAUCCAGGUACUCGUGCCAAUCCCAUGGGCGAUGGAUUCCGUGCCAUGCGAUGCGAAGCCAACGCCACCACAAAGCGUCCCCUUGUUACCGUCCUCUCCCAAUUAUUGUGGCACCUGCGAAAGACAAGUCGUCGAGAAGGCACGGAAAUAUGAGAUAAGAAAAUUCUUGCAGAUCUGAGUGGACUGCAAUCCUGCCUUUGCCAAUAGCAGAAGAGAGCCCGAGGAUAAGGAAGCCAUCACCGUGGCGAUGUCGACCCGAUUAAGGAAGAAAAUGGAGCUCGCUGAAAUGCUUAACCUGGAGGAGUCCCCACAACCAAGCGUGAGGGUACCACCACAAGGGCCGGAGUCGGUGUCGACGCAGCGAGCAAGAUGCGCCUGGUCGAAAACAUGCCCCAAAGGGUAUGAUACAGCACAGGAUUAGAGCGUGGAAAGCCCCCCCAAGGCAGCAAAAUCGAAGGUAUGGUCUACAGUUUUCCAAACCCGAGACAAAGGUCGGCUUCUGUGAGGGUAUGACGGGAGACGCGCCUCUAGAGGGAAGAGGGAUUGCGGAGGGCGGGAGGACAAUGAAGGAGAUUGUGGAGAAGAAUGAUGGAGGGUCGACAUCCGGCGCACGCGGAAACUUUGUGAGGAGGAAGUGUGUCGAAGGAGAAAUGAGUGUUGGUUCUAUUCAGCUGAAGGGAGGUGGUCGACUCGCCACAUUCUCAUCUGUCUACCCUAACCCGGUAUACAACUCUUGCACUACCACAACGGGAUUACACCAUCAAGAAAUUGGGGGAGGGGUCCGACUGCUCGGCUUACCUCGGUCAAGAUGUUGCUAUCAAAGCAGCCAAUGAUGGUGAUCAUGAAGAGUUCAUAAAUCGCCGCUGCCUUGGAAAAGAAAGCGGCGAUUUUGUUAUUGCGAAGUAUGAAGAGUCCAGUGGGUUUGGAAGGGGAACGUUUUAUCAUACUCCCUCCGGCCUAGGCACCCUCCCCGCUUGCUACAACCCACCGUUUCAGCUCACCCCAUCCC
This is a messenger RNA of Tuber melanosporum (Perigord truffle), 1333 nucleotides long. RefSeq lists its product as uncharacterized. The transcript has a single exon. The record is from RefSeq and is a predicted model, not a curated record. The coding region runs from base 726 to 1157 and encodes 143 amino acids. NCBI's taxonomy places the organism in Eukaryota, Fungi, Ascomycota, Pezizomycetes, Pezizales, Tuberaceae.